GCACACGCGCCGCGGCCGCAGAUGCAUAGCAAAGAGGAACAGAAUUAACAAUCGUUAUCGAAAAGGGAGAAAGACAAAAUGGGCAUAAAUAUUUUUAUAAACAAUAAAUAUUUAAUUUCCGAGGAUUUCAUAGACUACGAUGAGCUAUGCAGCCGGAUUGAAGAGAACACAAACUUGCAACCUGAGGAUUACUACCUGGUGAGCAAUGGUAAACGUUUGGUGGGGGAACUGCCUCAUGGAGAUGUCCACUGCAUCCUGCGCCAGGUGGGCGGAAAGGGAGGAUUCGGCUCCAUGCUGCGAGCCAUUGGCGCCCAAAUCGAAAAGACCACCAAUCGCGAGGCUUGCCGGGAUCUGAGCGGUCGUCGCCUGAGGGACAUCAACGAGGAGAAGCGAGUGCGCGCCUGGCUGGACAAACAGGGCGAGCGCGAACGGGAAGCCGAGGAGCGGAAGAAGCGAAAGAUCGAGAAACUGCUAGCUGUGCCAAAGCACGACUUCAAGGACGACAAGUACGAGGAGGCCAGGGCAAAUCUCACCGAGAAGGUCAACGACGCCUUCGAGGAGGGACUCAAACAGGCGGAGGAAAUCAAGGAGAAACAGGCUCAAGCGCAGGCCCAGGAAGCCUCCACCAGUGGCACCAAGCGAAAAUCACCCGCCGAAGACAAAACCAAGGCCAAAAAGAAGAAAAAGGGGGCUCUUUGGAUAGGCGAUGACAUCUCAGGAUCCGAUUCAGACUCUGACGACAGCGAGAAGGAGCCGGAAACACAGAAAAAGGCCAUCAAAAACUAGAGAAAUAGGUUAACAUUUAAGUACUACUUUUUAAAUUCGCAAGUUAUUACAAUCUGUAAUUUCCAAUCAAUAUAAAAUCCCAACCCGACAUGUUAAUAAAAUAACUUAAAUGCAGACUAGCAUUUAAAAUUUGAAA
This is a messenger RNA of Drosophila biarmipes, 922 nucleotides long. Its product is annotated as replication stress response regulator SDE2. The record is from RefSeq and is a predicted model, not a curated record. Bases 79 to 786 code for a protein of 235 amino acids. Gene Ontology annotation, cellular component: nucleus. NCBI's taxonomy places the organism in Eukaryota, Metazoa, Arthropoda, Insecta, Diptera, Drosophilidae. The transcript has 2 exons.